AUGGAAUCAAAUUCCGAUUAUACUGAAAUCAAAGGAUUUAGGGUGCAGGAGUCUGAAAAUGAGUUAAAAUUAGAAUUAAGAAAGAGAGUAGAAAAUGUUGAAAUUUUAAUUUGCAUUGAUUGCUUAAUAAAAAAGAAAAUUUUGAUAAUGAGAAAUAAGAAAAGUAGUGAUUAGAUGUAUUAAAUUAGACUGAUACUCUAGUUUAAUAACUCUAGAAUCCUUAUUUGAAUCAAAUAAUUUUAAUAUUUAUCUUACAAAAGGGAAUGGAAUUAUGUCUUGUUACGAAUGUUUAGCUUACAGAAGCAAUGUAAAAAUGAAACUCCUUAUUUAUAGAUUUAAAUUAAUAUGAUCUAAAUAAUUGAUAACUUGAAGAACUUAAACUAAUUCCAAGAUAAAAAAGAGUGGUUAUCGCAUAUUUAGGGAAUCAUCUUAUUAAUCUAAUAAUAAAUAAGUUAUAAAAUGAGAUUUUAAAUUAUCUAAACAGUAUUGGAAUAGACUAUGAACUUGGAUCAUUUGUGA
This is a messenger RNA of Paramecium sonneborni, 519 nucleotides long. The record is from the annotation of a GenBank genome assembly. Lineage: Eukaryota; Ciliophora; Oligohymenophorea; Peniculida; Parameciidae.